Molecule: messenger RNA, 1353 nt
Organism: Lottia gigantea (owl limpet)
Lineage: Eukaryota; Metazoa; Mollusca; Gastropoda; Lottiidae
Exons: 2
Biological process (GO): DNA damage tolerance; protein monoubiquitination
Molecular function (GO): single-stranded DNA binding; ubiquitin protein ligase activity
Source: RefSeq, a predicted model, not a curated record
AAAAAAAGGGGAUUCGCCAUUAGGGCGUUUUAUACGACACAACAGUAGAAUAGCCAUGAAAAGAAGAAGAUAGCAUAGAUCAGCAAUCAAGACCAAUCAAGAGCAAUCAGAAUGGCAGACGACAUGGAAUACGCACUGAGCUGCAGCAUAUGCAUGGAGCUGUUCAACGAGCCUAUGCUAUUACCAUGCGCCCACUCGCUAUGCAAAGCAUGCCUGGACAAACUUCGGAAACCACAAGGCAAAGCUGCGUCCAAAACAAUCGAUUGUCCACAGUGUCGAGAAAAGUUAGAUAUCGGUCUUAAUUGUGAAAACGUCAAGAAAAACUUUCAGUUAGCGUCCAUCAUCGACAUUUAUCGACUAGAUUCGUCGCGUCGACAACAACUCGAUGUCGAAAGACCACAACAUCAGCAUGAACAACCACCGCAGAUUCAGCAAGCGCAACGGAUGCAUCAGCUUCAACAGACGCCCCAAGGUGCCAAACCCAAACUCGGGUUCCUAGCCCAGCUUCGACAAAAACAAACCCAGAGGCAAAAGAAAUCGAAAAGCUGUCCACCACACACAAAUCCUAUCAAUUCGUCAGAAGCUACUGCGAAUACCGAACCACUAACAUAUAUUCAAAACGUUCGGGCGUCCUUGAGGAAAACGCCGGACCAUACACAGGACAGUCAAUCGGACGCAAAGCCUGUUCCUCGCAGAUCAGCUCCUCUUCCGCCUAUCCCAAAACCGCGGGUAUGUCGGACACUGGAGGAAGAGCAACUAGGCGAAACACCGCCACCACUUCCACCAAGUCGGCGAUCCGUUGGUUCACUCCCGAGUCGAGUUCCCCCGCCAGUUUUUGGUUCACUCCCGAGUCGAGUUCCUCCACCAGUUCCAAAGCGUCCUUCGCAGGUACGUGGAUCAUCACCAUCCAGAAGUAACGAGUCACAGAGUACCCAAGAGUCGGAAGACACCCAAGAACCAUCCACGGAAGCUCAAUCUCCAUCAUCACCAGAUGAGCGACCGACCAACGACCAUUCACCGAACAUCCCCAUUUCCAACACAUUAGAGCGGUCAUCCAAUGCUCCAGAUGCUGUGUCAGACCAACCCAAUCAGACUGGUCCCUCAGUACCCGAUGCUUCACCAAACAGCCAAGAACCAAACAACUUGCUGAACAUGUCGGACGUAACGCUUCCCGAAGCGCACGAUCACACGGAACAAGUAGAAUGUUCUGGUGUCAACGACUUAGGUCCGGAAUGUUGUACGUGUGAACGAGUACCUGCGUCUCAGGCCAUCGUUCAAUGUCAAACAUGUGCCAUGCUGUUCUGUAGUACCUGCUUGGGCGCAUUUCAUCCGGAACCAGAUUCACAUCAUGAA